AUGAGGGCAUACUGGUACGAUAACAAGCCGGGCGACCAGCGCGAGCCGCACGACUCCGGCCGCGCCGUCUCGGAAGACAAGCUUGCCUCCCUGGGUGUGGUGUACCACCACUGCCCGACCCUCGAAGCCGUCGACAAGCUCGCCGCCGAGCGGGGCUACAAGAACCGUGACCAGGUGUGCGUGUCGCCAGCGACUAUGGGCGACGUUUACGAAGAAAAAGUCAAGUCGUUCUUCGCCGAGCAUCUGCACGAAGACGAGGAAAUCCGGUACAUUCUUGACGGCGAGGGGUACUUCGAUGUGCGCGGGCAGGAAGAUGAGUGGAUCCGCAUCUGCCUGAACAAGGACGACAUGAUUAUUCUGCCCGCGGGCAUCUACCACCGUUUUACGACGAAUGAGCAGAACUAUGUGAAGGCUAUGCGUCUUUUCCAGGAUGAGCCCAAGUGGACGCCGUUGAACCGGGGUGCGGAGGUUGAUGUUAACCCUCACCGCAAGACAUAUGUUGAAUCCGUGCUCAAGCCUGCUGCAGUGGCUUAG
Penicillium cinerascens is the source of this 534-nucleotide messenger RNA. Its product is annotated as acireductone dioxygenase (Ni2+-requiring). Gene Ontology annotation, molecular function: acireductone dioxygenase [iron(II)-requiring] activity. The transcript has 3 exons. The coding region runs from base 1 to 534 and encodes 177 amino acids. Lineage: Eukaryota; Fungi; Ascomycota; Eurotiomycetes; Eurotiales; Aspergillaceae. The record is from RefSeq and is a predicted model, not a curated record.